ACAGCCCUAACACACUGAAACCAUGAAGGUUGUGGUUGCUCUGCUUUUCUGCGCUCUGUGUUUCCUGGGCCUGGAUGCUCAAUGCCCAGAACCGGGCACCCUGAAAGACGCUGAGGGUAACAAGAUCUGUGCUCGCAUGUUUGAAGACAGCAACUACUACUACAACCAAAGCUGUGGGGGAGAGUACAUCGAUGCCUAUCCCAGUGAAGACGUCCCAAUCAUUCCAUGGCGCUGGAACAACCGCAUAUCUUCUCUGGUGGUGAACAAGCUCUGCUCCCUGACUGUGUGGUCUCGCAUCAAGAAGAAUGGAAGCAAGCGGAAGUUUUCUUCUGGCAUCCAAUACCUCCUUAAAGAUGUGCAGCAGGGCCUGCUUGGAAACUGGGACAAUGACAUCUCUGCGUAUUACUGCGUGUGCUAGAUGCUGCUGAAGCAAGCAGAUGAGGAGAGACUGAAAAUCAACUAUUGAUGGGAAGAAUGUAAUAAAUUAAUUUUGUAAUCUGUUAAAUUAAAAUGUCUAGACAUGAAUGAUUUUAAAUUGAAUAAAACAUUAAAUUUGUUUCAUCUGCA
Ictalurus punctatus (channel catfish) is the source of this 567-nucleotide messenger RNA. Its product is annotated as syncollin. The transcript has a single exon. The record is from RefSeq and is a predicted model, not a curated record. Bases 23 to 418 code for a protein of 131 amino acids. Gene Ontology annotation, cellular component: secretory granule membrane. Lineage: Eukaryota; Metazoa; Chordata; Actinopteri; Siluriformes; Ictaluridae. Gene Ontology annotation, biological process: exocytosis.